AUGAUUCUUCCCCGAGAUGCAUCUCUGUUUUGUUUGUUUCUGACCCUUAUCACCACGAGCUGUACCUUUGCCUCCAAUCAGGAUGCCAAUAAUCCGCAUCAAGAUGAUCUGCUUCCACCUCUGGAAUCGGAUUUCAAAUCCUAUCCCAACUUGGCCAACAUUACCGACGAGGAAAGAGCUCUGUUUCAUCCCAUCCUGAAAUUUCCAACGCACUUUAAAAAAAUUCCAGUGUUGGAUUGCACACAGGCGACUGGUCUAGCGACGGAAUCCCAACGCAAACGAUCCAAGAUACGAGACAAGCUGUUUGGAUUGGUCUGGAGAAAUGUAAUUGUUAAUCUUAUUACGGAUUCAGAGGUGGUCCGAAAAGUGCCCUGGAAGAGUUCCAAAUGGGGGUUUGGAAAAUACGACGAAGAUCGAAGAGCAAUGUACACCUCGUCCGUAUUUGAUGCGGAGAACGUUGUCGAUGGAUAUUCGGGUGCUCGAACCGUCCAUUUGGGCAUUGAUUUGGGAGCUCCAGUGGGAACCAAGGUGUACGCAUUUGCCGAUGGGGUGGUUCAUUCUGUUGGGUACAAUGAGGGUCAUGGAGACUAUGGUUUUGUGGUGGUAAUUGAGCAUACGCUACCACUAUCGUCCACCAAAAUAUGGGCGCUCUAUGGCCACAUGGAUCGAGCGACCAGCCGAAACAAAUCACCAGGAACACCCAUACAAAAAGGACAAGUUAUUGGAGGCAUUGGGGACUGUCAUGAAAAUGGUGGUUGGAGCGCGCCGCACUGUCAUUUCCAAGUGUCGAUGAGGCCGCCAAUGACACACGAUAUGCCGGGGGCAUGUUCCGUACAAGAUCGACCUAUUGCACUCAGCGAGUAUUUUGAUCCUCGUUAUGUGCUUGGGCAAAUAUAUUAG
Cylindrotheca closterium is the source of this 900-nucleotide messenger RNA. NCBI's taxonomy places the organism in Eukaryota, Bacillariophyta, Bacillariophyceae, Bacillariales, Bacillariaceae. The record is from the annotation of a GenBank genome assembly.